This is a messenger RNA of Poecilia reticulata (guppy), 5304 nucleotides long. Its product is annotated as protein mono-ADP-ribosyltransferase PARP4-like. Gene Ontology annotation, cellular component: cytoplasm. The record is from RefSeq and is a predicted model, not a curated record. Lineage: Eukaryota; Metazoa; Chordata; Actinopteri; Cyprinodontiformes; Poeciliidae. Gene Ontology annotation, molecular function: NAD+ poly-ADP-ribosyltransferase activity.
UAGCUGAAGCACGAAUUUCUCCAGAAGGGCGGGUUUCUCGGCUCUAGUGUUAAAUCAGGCAGAAUGGGCGUGUUUGACAGCUGCUCUGUGCUCCUGGAGCUCAAAAACCUGCCUUUCACACAGAAGAAGAAGCUCAAAUCAGUGGCAACAAAGAACGGAAGCAACAUUUCUUCCACAAUCAACAAACAGUGCUCUCUGGUGGUGACCUCCAACUUGUCCAUCCUGAGCUCCAACAGGCUGCACAGCAUCCAGAAGAACCAGACAUCGGUGGUCGGCUUGGGCUAUCUGUACAAACGUGAGCGUGUUCUUCUGUCAGUGGAAGAGUGGAAGAUGGACACUUCAUCAUCUCCAGGUCUUUCUCACUGUAAGUCACAGAAGAGAGAUCGGCUAACACAUAAAGCUGAGCUUCCAAAAGGUCCGACUUUAUCAAAGGGACCAGCUGCAGAAAAAAACAAUCACAAGUUCAGAAUCUACAAGGAGUCGGUCUCUGCUCUCCCGACGUUCCCCGAUGAUUUCCAGGUGGCGAAGUACUCCGUUUUCGGACAGGAGAACGGCAGCAGGUUUUGCGUGUUGGAGCUGCAGAGCGCCAAAGGGGAGCAGGGCCGUGUGGCCAGAUACCGGAAGGACGACAUGGCGUCGAAGAAGGCAGCUGUGAUGGAUCAGCUGGUGUUCCUGUCCACCUCAGAAGAAGCUGUGGACGUUUACAAGGUCCUGAGUGAAGAACUGGAGCGCUCUGAGCUGCAGAGGAUGAGCAGCUUACCUGCUGAGGCGCCACACCUGGGCUCCGCCCCCCUGGAGCAGCUGCUGUUGGAGGAGAAGCUGAACUCCGAUGAGUUGUCCCCUGACGUGGCGACAUUUGUGGAGUUUCUGUGGACCGAAGCUCACGGUUGCCUUGGAAACAUCCUCAGAGUCCCCAUCUCCGGUCUCAGCCUGAACGAUGUGAGCAGAGCUGAAGGCCUUCUGCUUCAGGCUCAGAGGAAACUGAAGGAGGGAAACGAGGAUAAGGCGUCGUCCCUCCUGGACGAGGUUUUCUUCCUGCUGCCUCACCAGGAGCCCAGACCUCAGUCACCUACAGCCAGGUUUCUGUCUCAGAAGCUGGACCUCUGUCAGUUAAUCCGAGAUGUUUUGAAUGUGAGCGAGAUGACCAUGAACAACCCGAAGCCGUCCUCUGUGGGGAAGUACCGCGCUCUUCGCUGCGGCAUGGAGGCUGUUCCCCGGGGCAGCUCAGAGUUCCAGAACAUCGCCGCCCUGCUGGCUGACAGCCCAGUGCAGAUCCAGCAGAUCAUGCAUGUCAGCAGAGCGGUGGAGCUUCAAAGGUUUCAGAGCGAGAUCGGGAAUGUUACCCCCCUCCUCCAUGCAUCCAGCCCCAGCAACUUUGUAGGAAUCUUGUCCAGAGGUCUACUGCUUCCCCGUGCUGUAGUGGAACAAUUUGGGAUUAAGAGAACGGACGCCGGGAACCUUGGCAGCGGGAUUUACUUUGGUGAUGCUGUGAGCACCAGUCUGAGGUACGCCCACCCCAGUGAAACGGACGGAUCGCGCUUCCUGCUGGUCUGCGAUGUGGCUCUGGGGGUUUGUAAGGACCUUAAUAAAAUAGACCAGACUCUGACCGAGGCUCCUCCGGGCUACCACAGCGUUCAUGCAGUCCGACGUGCCAUCAACCCAACAUCUGAUUUUGAGGAUGAUGAGUAUGUGGUUUUCUCUCUUGACCAAGUGAAGAUGAAAUAUGUAGUUCAGUUCAGAGUGGAAGGAGACGAGCAGAAGGACUUCAGUCCGGACAUCAACCUGACUGCAGAACCCAUUGAGCCUGAGAAGAACCUAGAUCUGACUUCAGAACAUGUAGAAGAAGAUCUAGAAAACGUGAAGAACCCUCUGAAGCGCAUUAAAGCUGGUCUGUUGGACAGGUCAGGCCAGCAGCUCCCCCUGCAGGCCGUCUAUGUGAAGUGCAAACUGAUGGAUCUGCUCUCCCAGGUCAUCAUCUUUCAGAAAUACACCAAUCAGAGCUCAGUGCCCAUCGAGGCGAAGUACGUCUUCCCGCUGGACUCGGCUGCCGUGUGUGGAUUUGAAGCUUUCAUCAAUGGGAAACACGUGGUGGGAGAGGUGAAGGAGAAGGCGGCGGCUCGUGAGAAGUACAGGGAGGCGAUAGAGAAAGGCCACGGAGCGUACCUCAUGGACCAGAGCGCACCUGAUGUGUUCACCAUCAGCGUGGGCAACCUGCCGCCCGGCGCCACCGUCCUCAUUAAGGUGACCUUUGUGUCAGAGCUGGUGGUCAGAGACGGGAGGAUCCUGUUCUCCCCUGUUCUCGUGGAGAUGCCCUUUGAGAUCUCUAGUCUGACGUGCAUCACUCAUCAAGUCAAAAUUAAGAGGAUGGACCGUAAGGCGGUGGUCAGUGUUCUGCCGGGUCAGGUCAUGGGGUCAGAUGGUUUCCAGAUGUCUGUCACUCUCUCUGAGGUUCAUCUUCCCAGAAUGUGGGUGGAGAAACACCCAGACAAGGACAGCCAGGCCUGCAUGCUGGUUUUCUACCCAAGCUUUGAGUUUGACUCCAGCUCUGAAGGCAGUGAAGUUGUUCUUUUGCUGGACACGUCUGAGUCCAUGAGGGGAGAAUCAUUCCAGCUGGCCCAGAAAAUCGCCCUGCAGGUUUUAAAGAAUCUGAAGAACGACGUCAAAAUCAACAUUGUUUUGUUUGGAACAGAUUACAAAGAAGCUUUCCUGACGGCUCAGAAGCUAGACGAGGCUCAAGCUGAAGCCAAGAAGUUCAUCAAGAGCUGCUCUUCAGUAGGGGGCAGCACUGAGCUGUGGCGGCCUCUCCGGACGCUCAGCCUGCUGCUGCCGUCCGCCGGCGUUCGAAACCUGCUGCUGCUGUCGGACGGCCACAUCCAGAACGCGGCGGCCACCCUGCAGCUGCUCAGAGACAACGCCCAGCACAGCCGCCUCUUCACCUGCGGUUUCAGCUCCACAGCCAAUCGCCACAUGUUGAGAGCCCUGGCGCAGGCAGGGGGCGGGGCUUAUGAGUUUUUUGGCUCUAAAGCGAAGCACACCUGGGCUGAUAAGGUGGAGCGCCAGGUGAAGCGCAUGUCGUCUCCCGGCUGCAGCUCCAUCUCUGUGAAGUGGCAGCAGUCCAACCCCAGAGCUCCUCCAGUUCAAGCCCCGAAGCAGCUGAACGCUCUGUUCAACGACUGCCACACGCUGGUUUACGGCUUUGUGCCCCACUGCACUCAGGCGACUCUUCUUGGAGAUUUGCGUGGUCAGGAGCUUCAAACCAUGGUGUCAACAACAGAGCUGCUAAAGACCAGAGGAACGUUUCUUCAUAAGCUCACAGCGAGAGCCCUGAUCAGAGACUACGAGGAUGGAAUCCUAGAUUCUACCGAAGCUGAACACGAGGGUAAAAAAGCAGAGCUGAAGUCMUUCAUCAUCRAWCUGAGCAAAGAGUUCUCCAUACUGUCUCAGUUCACCAGCUUCGUGGCCAUCGAAGARAGGGAUUCUGGGAWGCCAGAUGAUGGCGUCACAGACAUCCCAAAGCUGAUCGCAGAGGAGGAUGUGGACUUCUUGCCAAACAUCAACUGGAGUCUUCCUGAGGACAAUGAAAAAAUGGCGGGUUAUCGAGCUUCCAGUGACACCGAAGAGAUGGAUUUACAUUACUAUGAUGAUAUUGUCCUGCCUCUUGUUCCUCCUGGGAUGGAUGUAUAUUACUUUGAUGCGGAAGGAAGAGUUAUUGUUGAGGUGGACUGUGCUGAGUGUGACGAUGAGGUUGAUCAUCCUGGGAUGAUGCCAGACAAACAGAAGCAGAAGUGGAAGAGGAUCUUCAAGCUGCAGGAGGCCGAAGGAUGCUGGAAGGUCGAUCCUGAGCUGUUGGUUCAUAUGAAUGACGAUAAGGAUGUGUUUCGUAACAUGAUCCUGAAGUGUAUAGAUGCAAAGGUCAACUUAGGCAUGCUGAGGCUGGUGACGACUCUGCUGGUUCUGCAGCUGAUGAGGGAGGAGAAGCUGGAGGAAGGAAAACUGCUGGAGAGUCUGUUUCACCUGAUGGAGCCGACCGGGUCCAGGUCUGAGCGCUGGCAUCAGGUGAAGAAGGCAGUGGACUGGGUSCGCUGGGCCGACCGGCAGUAUCCGUACGCCUGCAGSCGGCUGGAGCUCGGUUCAAGCUGGGAGCCUUCCAUUCGCCAGCUGCUGAGCCUCAUCACUGAGCAGUCUGAAGCUGAAUCAGACGACUUCAUCGCUGGAGAUUCACAGAGAAGUUGCUGCAGUUUUUUCUGAGAGUUCUAUAACCAUCAGCAUGUUUUUUUCCUUUGCUUUUUAUCUGCUUCACUUUGUUGAGAAAUCUGGUAUAAGCAUGUGAGAUCUGUCCAGGUACACGCAGAAAACGGAUUAAAAGCCAGAGAAAUAACAGUAAACCUUGUAUAAUGAUUUAACAAUGAUUAUGGUUUGUAACAGGUUAAAAUAACCAUACAUAUGCCAAUGAAGGAAUAUCUGUAAUAUGUAAUCAAAAAUAUAUGUUCUGUACCUUUAAUCAACUGAGUGUUAUAAUGCAUUGUGGAAAAUAAGGGUUAAGUAACUCGAUCGCGGCAUGUUAAUCAAUGAUUAUUAAAGAUUGAUAAUAAAUGUGUGAAGAAGAGAGAUCAUGAAGUAAAAUGUUGAUUAUGUUUUGUGAGGAGUAGGCGGGACCUUACUAUUGGGUAGUAACAGACAACUUGGUGUUGUGUGCAAAGAGCUGAGAAGAUCCUGCACUGAAUAUUUUCUUUAAAUGACACGAGGAAACAUUAAGACAGGAGAGACAGGAAAUCUUCACAUUUCAUCCCCAUAAACUAUACAAAAUUAAUCAAAUUACACUGACACAAAUAAAAUUACAAACAAAACUUUUAAAAAUCAUAUACUGUAAUUGCACUUUUUUCUUAAACUAAUGAGGAUAGAUUAAAUUUUGUUUGUUUGGGAUUCUAGUUGAGAUAACGUGAGAUCAUCCCAUUUCUUCAUGCUGGACAUUUUGGUUCAACAGUAACAAUACAUGAAAUUACCUGUAAAAUUAGUCACAUAAAGUAACAUCUAGUCCGAACACAUAGAAUCGGACUUCAGUAAGAUCAAUGGGGUUGUGUUUUUAUGUUGUUGUGCUUUGCUUUACAUAUAUAAAAAAGCAAAAAUUAUCUUUACCUAUUUGCAGUAACAGUCAAUCUAAAUUAACAUUUUUCACUAUCUUUGGCAAUAACCUUUAUUCAUAUAUCAACAAAAUAAUCCAAGGUUGUCUUUAAACCUGUGUUCCUCAUGUUGGUGAUGGGUUUUUGAGUUUUUCUUGACAAUCUGAGAAUAAAAUUGACAAAA